AUGAGUCACGAUGAGGAACGAGUGAGCGGGCGACGGUUUGAAGAGGACGAAGAGGUGGCGCUGGACUCGGAUGGGCUGCCCCUGCUCGCCAUGGUGCGCAAACCUCUCGGCGACCCCGUCAUCACCGUUCGCCACCUCAGCAAACACUACAGCAUCGAGGGGCGGCAGGACGUGGUGAAGGCCCUCCACGACAUCCACCUCGCUCCCGGCUCCGAGUUCUACCCCAUUCGUAGGGGCGAGUUCGUGAUGCUGCGCGGCCCGUCGGGCGGCGGCAAGACGACGAUGAUGAACAUCCUGGGCACCAUCGACAAGCCCACCGGCGGCACCAUCGAGUUGCUGGGGACCCCGAUCACGGCCAAGUCCGACGACAACUUCCUCGCCAUGCUCCGACUCGAGAAGAUCGGGUUCGUGUUCCAGACGUUCAACCUGCUGGCCACCAUGUCGGCCUACGAGAAUGUGGAGCUGCCCAUGACCAUCCUCGGCAAGCUCUCCGCCAAGCAGUGCAAGAAGCGCACCCGCGACCUUCUCGCUCUCGUUGGCCUGCGGGACAGAGAGCAGCAUUUGCCUUCGGAGCUGUCCGGUGGUGAACAGCAGAGAGUGGCGAUCGCGCGUGCGCUGGCCAAUGAGCCGGUGAUCCUACUGCUCGACGAGCCCACGGGCGAUCUCGACACGAAGAACACGAUCCAGGUGAUGGACCUCCUGCUCUCCAUCAACCAAAAGCUCAAGACCACCUGCCUCAUGGUGACGCACAACCCGGAUCUGGAGUGCUACGCGGAUCGGGUGCUGUACCUGCAGGACGGGCGCUUCCACCGCCAGGCCCUCAACACCAGACAGUCUCCCCUUCAGUACGACGUGUACAUGGAGUACCUCAACCAGCAGCAGGCCGAUCUGUGCGAGCUCACCGACGAGGACGAGAACGACGACGCUGAACCCAUCAACUUCGAAGAGCAGCUCGAAGCCGAGGCCGACUAG
Molecule: messenger RNA, 972 nt
Organism: Acanthamoeba castellanii str. Neff
Lineage: Eukaryota; Discosea; Longamoebia; Acanthamoebidae
Product: ABC transporter domain protein
Exons: 10
Coding region: 1-972 (323 amino acids)
Biological process (GO): transmembrane transport
Cellular component (GO): plasma membrane
Molecular function (GO): ATP binding; transmembrane transporter activity; ATP hydrolysis activity
Source: RefSeq, a predicted model, not a curated record